ACCACCGCCCGUAACGGCCAGGCAAUCACCAUAAGCCUCCCGGAUCUCUCUCAUCCGAGCAUUUACCAUGAAAGCAAACCACAACCCCAUAAGAGCUCGUCAACCGAUCUUAACCUAGUCGUGAUCUCCCCUGGUUUGGAUCCUCAAGGAACAAUCCGGUCAACGAAACGAGCCCGGAUCAUCGGAGUUGGUCUCGAACUAUAUAAUAGCAAAAUCGUUGACAUGCCGAUCCAAUCGAAACUCGAUUUCUGUGAAUUUUGUAUCAUUUGGGCAGGCCAAGAUGGAGAAUUCUAUAAAAAUUUCCCAAACGACAAUCGAGAAGAAAAGGGGAAAGAAGACGAGACCAAGAACGAAAAACAAGAAGGCAGGGUUUUGCUGCCAUGGGAGAUGCUUCAACCAAUGUUGAGAAUAUUAUCGCAUUGUUUAAUGGGUACUUACAAGAACAAGAACCACGAGUUGCAUGAGGCUGCAUGUCGUGCUUGCAGGAGUCUUUAUGCUAGGGCAUUACACGAUAUAAAUCCGAAAGCGAUUUUGGCUAUUGGGAGUCUCCUUAAACUUAUUAAUUUUCGGAAAAAGGGUGUUGAUCAUACUGAGUUACCCGUUACUAAUGUCAUCAAUCUUUAAUUCUUACACUAAUUAACUUGUUAAUAAUUCAAACAUUUGUAUAAUCUCAAGUAGUUCGAACAAUAAUAUUAUACUACAAGAAUGUCAUUUUCUGUAACCUGUUCCCUUAUCCUACAUUAGACAUAGAUUAAUUAUACUUCUUGCAAAG
Messenger RNA from Lactuca sativa (garden lettuce), 772 nucleotides. Its product is annotated as hyccin. Gene Ontology annotation, cellular component: plasma membrane. The record is from RefSeq and is a predicted model, not a curated record. Lineage: Eukaryota; Viridiplantae; Streptophyta; Magnoliopsida; Asterales; Asteraceae. Gene Ontology annotation, biological process: phosphatidylinositol phosphate biosynthetic process; protein localization to plasma membrane.